Messenger RNA from Mesorhabditis spiculigera, 381 nucleotides. The record is from the annotation of a GenBank genome assembly. NCBI's taxonomy places the organism in Eukaryota, Metazoa, Nematoda, Chromadorea, Rhabditida, Rhabditidae.
AUGGCCAUCCGCCACCGAGGCACACUGGAUGAGGAUGGUCACAUUUCCUUCAAAGAAUUCAUCGCCGCACUAUCAAUCACAAGUCGGGGGACGUUGGAUGAAAAACUUGAUUGGGCCUUCUCGCUUUAUGAUGUGGAUAAAGACGGAUACAUCACAAAGGAUGAGAUGGCCAAUAUUGUAGAUGCAAUUUAUUCAAUGAUUGGGAACAUGUUGGAGCUCCCCAAGGACGAGGAUACGCCGCAGAAACGCGUGGAGAAAAUUUUUGCAAAUAUGGAUAAGAAUUUGGACGGGAUGCUAACGCGGGAAGAAUUCAAAGAAGGCUCGAAAGCAGACCCGUGGAUUGUACAGGCCCUUACUAUGGAUAUGAAUUCCGCUGCGGCC